Molecule: messenger RNA, 1629 nt
Organism: Antrostomus carolinensis (chuck-will's-widow)
Lineage: Eukaryota; Metazoa; Chordata; Aves; Caprimulgiformes; Caprimulgidae
Product: parathyroid hormone/parathyroid hormone-related peptide receptor-like
Exons: 13
Coding region: 1-1629 (542 amino acids)
Biological process (GO): cell surface receptor signaling pathway; adenylate cyclase-modulating G protein-coupled receptor signaling pathway
Cellular component (GO): plasma membrane
Molecular function (GO): parathyroid hormone receptor activity; peptide hormone binding; G protein-coupled peptide receptor activity
Source: RefSeq, a predicted model, not a curated record
AUGAUGGAGGCAUCUGUCCCCGUGGGAGGCAUCCCGGUGGUUCUCCUCUGCUGCUGCCUCCUGAGCUCUGCGUGGGCUCUGGUUGACCCUGAUGAUGUUCUCACAAAAGAAGAGCAGAUCUAUCUCCUGGUGGAAGCUAAGGAGAAAUGUCAGAGAGACAUAAAAGCCCAACUGGAGAAGAUCAAAGACACCAGCUGCCCUCCAGAGUGGGAUGGGAUUAUCUGCUGGCCGAAGGGCUCUCCCAGCCAGGAGGUGUCAGCGCCCUGCCCUGAUUACAUCUACGACUUCAACCAUAAAGGUCAUGCCUACAGGUACUGCAGCGCCUACGGCACUUGGGCCAUGGCUCUCAGCAUCAACAAGACCUGGGCCAACUACACUGAAUGUGCUCUGCUCUUCUCCUCCGAGAGCCGGAGCCGUGAGAAGGAGGUGUUUGAUCGCCUGCACCUGAUGUACACCAUCGGCUACUCCAUCUCCCUGGCCUCCCUCAUCGUCGCCGUCUGCAUCCUCUCGUACUUCAAGCGCCUGCACUGCACACGCAACUACAUCCACGUCCACCUCUUCACCUCCUUCAUCUGCCGGGCGGUGAGCAUCUUUGUGAAGGACAUGGUGCUCUACUCGGGGACCCUGGCCAGCGAGACGGAGAAGAUGCGGGAGGACGACUUCAAGGCAGAAAUGGGUCCUUCACCAGGACAACGGAGCCACCUGGCUGGCUGCAAGGUGGUGGUGACCCUCUUCCUCUAUUUUCUGGCCACCAACCACUACUGGAUCUUGGUGGAAGGUCUCUACCUGCACAGCCUGAUCUUCAUGGCCUUCCUCUCCAACAAGAACUACCUGUGGGUCCUCAUCAUCAUCGGCUGGGGUCUCCCCGCAGUGUUUGUGUCCAUCUGGGCCAGCGUCAGGGCCUCCUUGGCAGACACACAGUGCUGGGACCUCAGCGCAGGAAACUUGAAGUGGAUUUAUCAGGUUCCCAUUCUGGCUGCCAUUGUGGUGAACUUCUUCCUUUUCCUCAACAUCGUCCGGGUGCUGGCCUCCAAGCUCUGGGAGACGAACACGGGGAAGCUGGACCCCCGGCAGCAGUACAGGCAACUGCUGAAAUCCACGCUGGUGCUGAUGCCGCUUUUUGGAGUCCAUUAUGUGGUGUUCAUGGCCAUGCCCUACACCGAAGUCUCUGGGGUCCUGUGGCAGAUCCAGAUGCAUUACGAGAUGCUCUUUAACUCCUCUCAGGGUUUCUUUGUGGCUUUUAUCUACUGCUUUUGUAACGGGGAGGUGCAGGCAGAGAUUAAGAAAGCCCAUUUUCGGAGAAGCCUGGCGCUGGAUUUCAAGCAGAAGGCGCGUGCCACCAGCGUGGCGGGGAGCUGCUGCUAUGGCGGGCUGGGGUCCCACGCCACCACGAGCUUCAGCAUGAGCCUGGCGGGGCGAGGGGCCGGGAGCACCCAGCAGCGGGGGCUGCUGCUCCUUGCCCGUGCCAGCCUGCCGGGCUACAUCCCCAGCUCCUUUGUCUCAGGUAACUUCUUGCCCUGUCUGACCCAGGAGAUGAACCAGAAACCAUGUGGGGAAACCAAAGUGGAUUUAAUGGACCUGACUCAGCGUCAGCCCAAGCUAAACAAAGAGCUGGAGACGAUGCUAUGA